UUUAAAGAUGCGAAGAUUUUUAAAUAUUAGCCAAUCAGGCAAUAAAAAAGAUGAAGAAAAACCAUUGAAAGCAAAACUCUUAAAUUAUAGAAAAAAUAAAAAACAAACAUUAUUGGCAAAGGAAACACAAAAACAAAAUUUAUUAGAACAACAAAAAACAAAAAUUAACAGAAAUGUUUCCCCAACAAAUUUAUUUGAAAAGAAUCAACCCCCUCAACAACAACAAACAAAUCAAAAUCCACAAACCUCAACAGAAAAUGUAGUAAAUAAUGAAAAUAAAAUCAAAUCAGAAUUACUUCAAUUACCAAAACCAGCGUGGAGAAAUGUUUUAGAAAAUUUUGGUUUUGAUAUUUUAGAUAAUUACCCAAUGAGAAAAUGGAGGGAAUUUUGUUCAACAAAUCCAUUAAUGUGUUGGAUAUUUACAGGAAUUACUUGGGCAAUUUGUCAAUAUUUGGCUGCUAAAGCAGAAUUUGGCUUUGUUUUCCUCGCAAUUUUUUUGUUACUUUUAAUUCUUUUAAAUCUUGGAAUACGUGAAGAAGGGGAACUAUCUGCUUAUUCAGUAUUUAAUGAAGAUUUUAUAAGAUUAGAAGGGGAAUUGACGAGUGAAGACUUUGAAAGUGAAAUUCUGAUGAGGAGAAGAGUAACAAAAACAGAUUAA
Messenger RNA from Meloidogyne enterolobii, 658 nucleotides. NCBI's taxonomy places the organism in Eukaryota, Metazoa, Nematoda, Chromadorea, Rhabditida, Meloidogynidae. The record is from the annotation of a GenBank genome assembly.